GCCAAUCCUUGCUACGAGUUUCGACGAUACGAGAAUCUGUCAUGGGAUAAUCGGGAAGGUACGUAUAUAGGUAGCAGGGAUGUAUGAGAUGUAGUGUCAGGAAUCAGACUAUAUCGUACGACUGGGGAAAAUUCCGGUGGUCCUCCACGUUGCCGCUGCAGUGUGCCCCUGCCCUGUCAGGGCUGGGUGUUAUCUGGCUGGCAAGUGUGACAGCUGAGCUGAGUUGCCGAGGUGGGAAAAUGUGGAAAAGUGGAAGAGUGGAAGAGUGGAAGAGUGGAAGGAGGGAGAAAGGCUUCUGGACGGGUCUGGCCCGGCCCAGGAGGAAAGUUGAUGCGGGGUGGCAACUUGAAAGGUCACGGGGUCUCCAAAAGUGCCUGACCCACUCGGCCCGGAAGAGGAAAUUUCGAGUUCCUGAUCGGAUCAGCCAACAACGCAUCAAUCAUGCCAUGGUUCUCUCGCAUACUGCUUAUGGAUCGCCAUCAGGGGGGGUGUUCAUCAAUGGCUCCAGCAAUGAGCAUUGUGUCCAUCUUUUAGCGGCACACAGCACACAGCACACAACCCCAUGGUGCCAGGUGCAGCAGCUCCCAUUCCUCCGGCGGGCACUGCGGGCAACUGGCUGGCAGUCUCCCAUCACCGCCUUUUCGGACUCCUCAGUGCACAAUUUAAGGCCUGCGUGACCUCUCCGGAUUUCAUAUAUGUCAAUAUAUCCAUGCCUAUUUUUGCACUCCCGAGAAAGAUUAGGAAGUCCCGGGAAUCAUCACUGAGAAGCUGGUGGAAACAUCGCCUAUCUCAGUAUGCCUGUCUAACUGACUGUUCUCUCUCUCUCUCUCUCUCUCUCUCUCACCCGUGCCCGGUGGAGCAAUGGCCUGCAGCUACUGCAAUUCGCGUCCCAUCCUUUUUGCCAACUCACCGUUGCCCCCAGAGGCAGCGGCAAUAGCGACUUGGAUGGAGUAAACAGUUCACCAAC
This is a messenger RNA of Aspergillus brunneoviolaceus CBS 621.78, 967 nucleotides long. RefSeq lists its product as uncharacterized. The transcript is spliced from 3 exons. The record is from RefSeq and is a predicted model, not a curated record. NCBI's taxonomy places the organism in Eukaryota, Fungi, Ascomycota, Eurotiomycetes, Eurotiales, Aspergillaceae. The coding region runs from base 84 to 677 and encodes 197 amino acids.